GUUCCCUCAGAGAUAUGGAGGCCGGAGAAGAAACCCAGGCCAUGGACAUCAGCCCCAUGGAGCAGGAGGCCGCAUCCCCUGAGGCCCCAGCCAUAGAGGAUCCCCCGAGCCCACCCAGAGAAGAUGUGAGUCCACCCACAGUGCCAGCACCCCCUGAGUCCCCAGAAGGUCCUGAAGAUAUGGGGGUGCAGGAGUUGGAGAUGAGGCCCCAGGAUAAAGAGAAAGAGGAAAAGGAAGAAGAGGCAUCCAUGGCCAGUCCCUGGAGUGGGCCAGAGGAGCUGGAGCUGGCACUGCAGGACGGGCAGAGGUGUGUGCGGGCCCGACUGAGCCUCGCCGAGGGCCUGGCCUGGGGCCCAUUCCAAGGGAGCAUCCAGACCACAGUCUUACCCCCUGAGCAGGAAGAACUGGGCCCGGCUGUGACUCUGCUGGUGGAUGAGGCCUGCUGGCUAAGGAUGCUACCCCAGGCCCUGACUGAAGCUGAAGCCAACUCAGAGAUCUACAGGAAGGAUGAUGCCCUCUGGUGCAGGGUCACCAAGGUGGUACCUUCUGGUAAACUGCUACGUGUGCUCCUUGUGACCGAGCCCCACGGUACUCCCAGACACCCUAUGCAGGAGCCAGCAGAACCUGGAGGCCCAGCUCCAGUGCACACAGACAUUCAGUUGCUGCCCCAGCAGGCUGGCAUGGCAUCCAUUCUCGCUACCGCGGUCAUCAACAAAGAUGUCUUCCCCUGCAAAGACUGCGGGAUCUGGUACCGUAGUGAGCGGAACCUGCAAGCCCACCUGCUCUACUACUGCGCCAGCCGCCAGCGUGCAGGCUCCCCUGCCUCAGUGACUGAGGAGAAGCCCAAGGAGACCUACCCCAAUGAGCGUGUCUGCCCCUUCCCCCAGUGCCGAAAGAGCUGCCCCAGUGCCAGCUCGCUGGAGAUCCACAUGCGCAGCCACAGUGGAGAGCGCCCCUUCGUGUGCCUCAUCUGCCUGUCCGCCUUUACCACCAAGGCCAACUGUGAACGCCACCUCAAGGUGCACACGGACACGCUCAGCGGUGUCUGUCACAACUGUGGCUUCAUAUCCACCACAAGGGACAUCCUCUACAGCCACCUGGUGACAAACCACAUGGUGUGCCAGCCAGGCUCCAAGGGUGAGAUCUACUCGCCAGGGGCUGGACACCCAGCAGUCAAACUUCCUCCAGAUGGCCUGACAGGCUUCCAACAGCACUCACUGAUGCACGGGCCCCUGGCUCCUGCUGAUAAGGCACCCACCCCAUCCUCAGGACUGGACAGUAAGGCCUUAGCCGAAGUCACCAACGGAGAGACCAGAGUGCCCCCCCAAAAUGGGGGUAGCAGCGAGUCUCCCGCAGCCCCCAGAACCAUCAAGGUGGAAGCUGCAGAGGAGCCCGAAGCAGCCCAUGCCUCGGGUCCGGGAGAACCAGGUCCCCAGGCUCCUUCUCGGACACCUUCACCGCACAGCCCAAUUCCAGUCAGAGUGAAGACAGAACUGUCCAGCCCCACGCCAGGCUCCAGCCCGGGGCCUGGAGAGUUAGCGAUGGCCGGGACGCUCUUUCUGCCACAGUAUGUGUUCGGUCCGGACGCGGGCUCGACCACCGGCACCGCAACGCCACAGGCCUCAGAGAUCCUGGCCAAGAUGUCCGAGUUGGUGCACAGCCGGCUGCAGCAGGGCGCAGGGAACUCCGGGACAGUGGGAACGCCUACUGGCCUCUUCCCCGGGACUAAGGGCGCCACGUGCUUUGAGUGCGACAUCACCUUCAACAACAUCAACAACUUCUACGUGCACAAGCGCCUCUACUGCUCCGGCCGCCGCGCGCCCGAGGACACGCCCGUUGUGCGCAAACCCAAGGCAGCCCCGGGGCCGGCCCGUGCUACCCCAGGAGCAGCUGCAGAGGCAGACCCACAGCGCUCGUCGCCGGGGCCCGGGCCGCGAGAGGAAGAGGCGGGUGGCGCGACCACUCCAGAGGCCGAGGCCGCUGGCCGGGGCAGCGAGGGCAGCCAGAGCCCGGGCAGCUCGGUGGACGAUGCGGAGGACGAUCCCAGCCGCACGCUGUGUGAGGCCUGCAACAUCCGGUUCAGUCGCCACGAGACCUACACUAAAUACUCGUGCCCCGCCGCGCCUUUGCGUACUGCCGCCCUCUGCCCCUACUGCCCGCCCAACGGGCGCGUGCGCGGCGACCUGGUGGAGCACUUGCGCCUGGCGCACGGCCUGCAGGUAGCCAAGCCCGCAGCCUGCCCGGGCGCUGAGCCCCGCACGCCCGCUGAACGUGCUCCGCGUGACAGCCCCGAGGGCCGAGCGCCACGCUCCCCAUCCCCAGGUCCUGAGAACACGCCUUCUGACCCCACAGAACAAGGCGUGCGGACACCCUCCAAGGGCCCGACUGUAUCUGCGCCUGCGUCAGGUGGUGGUGGUGGUGGCCACCGCUACUGCCGCCUGUGCAACAUCAGGUUCAGCAGCCUGUCCACCUUCAUCGCACACAAGAAGUAUUACUGCUCCUCUCACGCCGCCGAGCACGUGAAGUGAGCCUGCGGGGCCGCACCGCCUGGACCCUUGGCACUUAAUAAAGACGUUCGGUGUGACAAA
Molecule: messenger RNA, 2588 nt
Organism: Myodes glareolus (Bank vole)
Lineage: Eukaryota; Metazoa; Chordata; Mammalia; Rodentia; Cricetidae
Source: RefSeq, a predicted model, not a curated record